CUCCGCGCACAAAACAUCAUCAACAUUCGCCAAUAAAGCAUGGCGACGCCGCUGUCAGGAGAAGCAGGAUGCUAAUAGAUCAAACGUGUGGGGGGGGUUUGACCAUUAAGAGAGACUUUGAAAGAGUCCCUGAGCUCUAAACUCGUUUCUUCUUCACGGUUGAAUUGUUCAUUCUCGGUUUUUUGCAUUCUUGUCAGCGGACUGUUACGUUAGCCACUCGCAAGCUAGCGAAACGUCAAAAUGCAGUCUGUGAAGGUCGGCUGUUUGGCUGCCGCCAGAGCUCUCAGCUCAAGCAGGUCUCCCUGUCCGGACUUUGUUCAAGUUUUGGCCUGCUGCCGUGUUCACUCCUCUGUCAGCCAGACUCGUUUUUGUCAAACUGCUGCCAAAGACACCGCCGUUAUUCGGGUUCCUCGCUACAUGCUGAAGCGUGUCGACGAAGUGAAGCAGAUUCGAGGCAAGAACCAGAUCAGCACCAUCAAAGCUGGUAAGCUCCUGAUCCAGAGCAAGAACCCCUGUCGGAACCAGUCUGCAGGAUACGUGCUUGGGAAGUUCGAGCAGCCUGUUCUCUGCUCCAAAGGAUGGAAACACAACAAGUCGUUUGGUGACCAUUUCACCAUCAACAACAUCAGGGAGGUUGCGCCUUUUGUUGCAGAUAAUCGGAAGGAAGACGUCAAACAGACAUCGUUUAAUAAUCUCCGCAUCUGCCAGAAGCUGGUGGAAGCUUUGGAGCAUCUCAACAUUAUACAUCCCACCACUGUCCAGCUGCAGACCAUCCCAAAGGUCAUGAAGGGUCACAACAUCCUGUGUGCCGCAGAGACGGGCAGCGGGAAGACGCUGAGCUACCUCCUGCCUGUUGUUCACAGCCUGCAGGCCGAGAAGGACUCGGAGAUGUACGCCGAGGGUACGCACAAGAUUAGCGCAUUGGUUCUUGUGCCCUCAAGAGAGCUGGCUGAGCAAGUGGCAGCUGUGUCAAGGACUCUCUGUGCUCCGUUUGGCUUUCUGACUAGGACUGUGGGUGGUGGGCGAGGUGUGGGACACAUCAAGUUGGUCUUCAGGAGGGAUCAGCCGGAUAUUUUGGUGGCUACACCAGGCGCUCUGGUCAAGGCCCUGCGGAGACGCUGCUUGGACUUGAGUGAGCUGAAAUUCUUCGUGGUAGACGAGGCCGACACCAUGUUCGACCCCAGCUUUUCUGACAUGCUGGGGGAAAUCCUUCUCCACACAAACAUAGCCAGAAAUCCCAAGGAAACGCAAUGCCUGGGGCACAAAGCCCAGCUGCUGGUGGUGGGGGCCACCUUCCCUGGUGGUGUCGGGGAAGUGCUCAGCCAGGUCACCGACCUCGCCAGCAUGGUGGUGAUCAAGAGCAAGAUGCUGCACUUCCUCAUGCCCCAUGUCAAGCAGACGUUCCUGAAGGUGAAGGGCACUGACAAAAUCCUUGAGCUCCACCAAGCCCUGAAGCUGCUCCAACAGGAGAAAGGAGGAGGGGCUGCUGUGGUGUUCUGCAACAAGUCUGCCACCGUCAACUGGCUGGGGUACUCGCUGGAGGAGAUGGGGGUGCAGCACGUACGUCUGCAAGGGGAGAUGCCCGCUGCCGUGCGUGUGGGAAUCUUUCGCUCUUUCCAGAAGGGGAUGGUAGACGUGCUGCUGUGCACUGACAUCGCCUCACGUGGCCUCGACACAUCCCGGGUGCGCCUGGUUGUCAACUACGACUGCCCAGAAUCCCACACGGACUACAUCCACAGAGCCGGGAGAGUGGGCAGGGUGGGAGGGAUGGAGGAUGGGGAGGUGCUCAGCUUUGUCACACAUCUGUGGGACGUGGAGCUGGUGCAGAAGAUAGAAAUUGCUGCACGCAGGAGAGCUAGUCUGCCGGGGAUGGAAUCUGAAAUACAUGAGCCAAAACCCAAAGUAGCAGGGGCAGAGGAGUAGAAGUAGCUUUUUUGGAUGACAAGCUCUAAAUCUGGAAAAAUGUCAACAAAAGCAGAAAGAUUGGUUUAAAAUAAUUACAGUAGGCUGUUUUUUGUGUCUACUAUGACCUACUUGUUGUUCAUUUUACUAGGGAUGGAAAUUCUAGCUAAAGAUACAAACCCUUUGACCCUACAGUCAUUCAAACAUCCACAGGAUUCAUCUUUUAUUCACACAAGACUGUGCCUUGUCCGUUUAUAAAAAUAUGGAAAGGUGUGUACUUUGAUAAAACGUAGCUGGUCUCCUGAAAUGUUGUUGUAUCCUGUAUUUCCUCAUGUAAAAAUGUUUUUACAUGUGAGUCUGCUUAGCAAUGACUUGAUGCAGUAUUUAAGUUUUUUAAGUAAAAUCUAAUUGCAUAUUCUUGUCUCGUUUAAUUUAUCUGAUUUUAAUUGAGCAAUUUGAACUAUGUAACAGCCAUUUUUUUUUUUUUUUUAGUGACUGCAUGAUUGCCUUCAUGGUGAAAGAUUUUGAAUAUCUUUUUCCUGCGUACUAAAAAUGACAGCCUAAAGAACACAUCAGAUGAGAUAAGAUGUUCCUUUUAUUGUUCCCCUUGCGAGAAACUUGCAGGUACCACAGCAGCACAGAGCGAAACAAGUAGCAGCACAAGAAUAAGUCUCAAAAAUAGUGACAAUGAUAAAGAGAUAUUGGAAGAAUAAAACAACAUAGAAACCAUAGAAAAAUAGAAAAUCGAUGGCUUUUUGACCACAACUAUCCACCCUCCUGGAUAUGGUUAUAAAAAAAAAGCAGCAGUCAUUUUCUCCACUAUAUCCAACUUCUGUAUCUAUAGACUACAAAACACUCCUAAUAUCUUUGAAUGAUCUGUCUCUUGAACAUGUUAAACCUUUUGAAGAGUGUACAUUGCAUUGAUGGAAUUUGU
Molecule: messenger RNA, 2836 nt
Organism: Acanthopagrus latus (yellowfin seabream)
Lineage: Eukaryota; Metazoa; Chordata; Actinopteri; Spariformes; Sparidae
Gene: ddx28
Product: DEAD (Asp-Glu-Ala-Asp) box polypeptide 28
Exons: 1
Coding region: 241-1923 (560 amino acids)
Biological process (GO): mitochondrial large ribosomal subunit assembly
Cellular component (GO): mitochondrion
Molecular function (GO): ATP binding; nucleic acid binding
Source: RefSeq, a predicted model, not a curated record